Alosa alosa (allis shad) is the source of this 1881-nucleotide messenger RNA. Its product is annotated as solute carrier family 40 member 1. The record is from RefSeq and is a predicted model, not a curated record. Gene Ontology annotation, molecular function: iron ion transmembrane transporter activity. Bases 1 to 1773 code for a protein of 590 amino acids. Gene Ontology annotation, biological process: iron ion transmembrane transport. Gene Ontology annotation, cellular component: membrane. Lineage: Eukaryota; Metazoa; Chordata; Actinopteri; Clupeiformes; Clupeidae. The transcript has 8 exons.
AUGUCCCUAAGAGCUGACGCAGCCCCAUGUGGAGGGGUGGUGGUGGACUUUGAGUCUGAUGACAUCCGAGAGGCACGCAAAAAGAAGGCCAGGAGUAUACCAGGGUCAGCGCUUAUCUACCUCAGGGGCCCCAAAUUUCUGAUCUAUGUCAGUGGAGCUCUGUCGAUGUGGGGUGAUCGUAUGUGGCACUUUGCUAUUUCUGUCUUCCUUAUUGAACUGUAUGGACGAAACCUGCUACUGACUGCCGUGUUUGGCUUGGUAGUUGCUGGUUCGGUGCUGCUACUAGGAGCUAUGAUUGGGGAUUGGGUCGAUCGCAACCCAAGGAAUAAGGUGGCCCAUGCAUCGCUCUUCAUUCAGAACAUCUCAGUGACCGUGUGCAGCAUUGUGCUCAUGCUGGUGUUCUCGUACAAAAAGUGGAUCGAGCAAAUUUGGGAUGGCUGGCUAACUGUAGUUUGUUAUACGGUGGUGAUCAUCCUGGCAGAUGUGGCUAAUUUAGCAAGCACAGCCCUGACCAUUGCUAUCCAAAGGGACUGGAUUGUGGUCAUCACUGGUUACAACCGUGGACACCUUGCUGGUAUGAAUGCUACCAUGCGACGAAUAGACCAAGUGACCAACAUACUGGCCCCACUUGCUGUGGGGCAAGUCAUGACCCUGGCAUCUAAUGUGGUUGGCUGCGGAUUUAUCUUGGGCUGGAACCUCGUGUCUCUGAUAGUCGAAUUCAUCUUCCUCUCUCGAGUGUACCGCAUCGUCCCAGAACUCUCCGUCAAACCUCCAGCGGUGGAGGAGGAUGACCAGAACUGCUUGGAGGGGAGGGCAGACAGGACAAACUCCACAGGUCAGCAGGCCAAUAUGACUUCCCUUGUUGUGUUAAGACGCUGCAGCAUCAGCCUCCGCCUGAAGGAGAUCACCAACCUGCCCCUGUGCUUCCGCAAGUUCCAGUGGUUCCUGAGCACCUGCAAAGAGGGCUGGAAAGCCUACUACCGCCAGCCUGUGUUUCUGGCUGGCAUGGGCCUGGCGUUCCUCUACACCACCGUGCUAGGCUUUGACUGCAUCACUACAGGCUACGCCUACACCCAGGGCAUCAGCGGCUCGCUGCUCAGCCUCCUCAUGGGCGUGUCGGCCAUCACGGGUCUGAUGGGCACCAUCAUGUUCACCAAGCUGCGCAAGCUCUACGGCCUUGUCAACACCGGGAUCAUCUCCAGCUGCCUGCACUUGGGCUGCUUGCUUCUCUGCGUGUGCUCAGUGUUCGCCCCCGGCAGCCCCAUGGAUCUCAGCUUGCUGAUGCCUAUCACGGAGUCAGCCAACGGUUCAGAGUCCAGCAACAUGGCAAGGCAGAGACAGAAGCACACCUAUCCACUUCAGGGCGGCAGCAACCAGCCUCUGCUGCCUGACCGCUCCUCCAUUCACUGGACUAACACCACCGUGUUGUUUGAAAACAUGCCGUCAGGAAACACCCCCGAGAGCUAUGUCUCCAUCAUCUUGCUGUUCCUGGGUGUCAUCACGGCACGAAUUGGCCUCUGGUCCUUCGACCUAACCGUGACCCAGCUUCUUCAGGAAAACAUUUGUGAGUCAGAACGUGGCGUGGUCAAUGGCGUCCAGAGCUCAAUGAAUUACCUAAUGGAUCUGCUGCACUUCAUCAUGGUCAUCUCUGCUCCACAACCACAGCACUUCGGCAUCCUUGUCAUUAUCUCUGUUUUAUUCAUUACCACAGGACAUGCUAUGUACUUCCUCUAUGCUCGAAAGGCAAAGAGAAAACAGCAUCCGAACACAUAAAAAUACCCCACCGAGCAUGCAUUUUCCGUGUGCUAUAAAAGUCUGUGUGAUGCCCACAACAUGAAUGUCCCACCAUGCGCUCUGCAAUCAGUCUGCAUUUGCAGUGCA